AUGCGCCGAAAUCUUCAACUUCUCGCUACGGCCCUGCCAUUGGCUGCGGCAUGGCCAAUGGUCAUGGAGGAAGUGGCCAAGGGGCGCACCCUCCAGAAGCGAGUGGUCUAUCCUACCGUUCCACCGCCGAAGUUCACCACCCAAAGAGACAACUGCGGUGUUCACGGACCAUGCACGACCUUUGAUGCCGACGACCAAUUUGUCGAUGUCAGCCAGGGUAGUGGACACGAGUUUGUUUCUCCUGGUCCCAGCGACAUUCGAGGACAAUGCCCCGGUCUCAACGCUGCUGCAAACCACGCCUUCAUGCCACGCAAUGGCCUUGCUACUAUUCAGCAGACCGUCGACGGCCUCGAAGCCGCAUACAACAUGUCUCCCGAUCUUUCAGCGAUCUUGGCAGUCAUCUCCAUUGCCAUCUCAGGCGACCCUAUCGCCGGCAAAUGGUCAAUAGGAGGCGGUUUCAACGGCGUACUUGGUCUUUUGGGCAGGCCAACGGGUAUCAUUGGUACUCAUAAUAGAUAUGAGGGAGAUGCCUCCAUUGUUCGAGGUGAUGCAUAUUUGCACGACGGCGACGUAGACUUCUUUGAGAUGCACCGUUGGGAACACCUCUACUCCAUGCUCGGCGACGAGGACAACUUCACCCACGACAAGGCCGCGGCACAGGCAUACUACACGAUGAGAUACUCUGUGCUGAACAACCCAUACUACUUCUCCGAGCCAUUCUCCGGUCUUGUCGCGCCUGAUGCGCACAACUUUGUCGUUAGUUUCAUGAGCAACCAUUCCGCAGAGAUCCCAGGUGGAAAGCUUGAUGGCGAGACGCUGAAGCAAUUCUUCUCUGUCACUGGAACUCCAGGAAAUUUCGUCUGGACUCCGGGUCAAGAACGAAUUCCUCUCAACUGGUACCGCCGCCCAUCAGGCCAACAAAUGAACACCGUCGACACCAACGUCGACACACUCAUCAACAACGGCAUGUACCCAGGUAUCGUCCAAUUCGGCGGAAACACCGGCAAAGUCGACACCUUCACCGGCAUCGACACCGGCGAUCUCACCCAGGGCGUGUUCAACGGUGCCACGCUUCUCGAGGGCAACAACCUGGCAUGCUUUUUCCUGCAAGCCACCCAAGCCGGACUUGUUGACGCUGCAACGCCACUGCUGGAGCCUGUGGGCGAGAUUUUGAGUUUCUUGAACCAGAAUAUUGCACCGCAGGUUUCUGCUCUGAACUGCCCUCAGUUGAACAGCCUCAACAAUACGCUGUUCAAGCAGUACCCGGGUGCUUCUUACUUCCCAAGUGGACAGUAG
Messenger RNA from Zasmidium cellare ATCC 36951, 1296 nucleotides. RefSeq lists its product as uncharacterized. The coding region runs from base 1 to 1296 and encodes 431 amino acids. The record is from RefSeq and is a predicted model, not a curated record. Gene Ontology annotation, molecular function: peroxidase activity. Lineage: Eukaryota; Fungi; Ascomycota; Dothideomycetes; Mycosphaerellales; Mycosphaerellaceae. The transcript is spliced from 5 exons.